AUGGCGAUAUCUAAGCUGUUACUGGACCAGUUAUUAGUAAACGAUGCUUUUGGAACUCGAUUAGAGGUCUUGUCGGUUGAGAAGGUGAAGAAACUUCUCACGUAUUACAAGAAGAAAGACGACGGCAGUUAUGACAAUAUUAAGAUUGCCAAUCAAGUUCCAUCUGAUGAUCCUCCAGCUGAAGGCGAGUUGGAUAGUUUGGGUUCACCAUCAAGAUGUGAAUCGGUUAUGAGUGAACAUGGUGGACUAGAAAGUGAAAAUGUCACAACUGGUUCUGUAGUGAACUCUACCACUGAUGCUGACCAACAGUUGCAGAACUUCAUCGCAUCGCUGUGCUCAUCCCCUUAUGAUUUAUCGACUGUCAAAACUGACGAACCAGAUGCCCCUCCAUCGCCGCUUUUCUGUGACACCACUUACCAGCUGAAGAAGGAGCGUCAUGACUUUGUUGUGUCACUGGCUGAACACUAUAUGGAGAGAAUGUGUUUUGAUAGCUCUUCAAGGUCAGCGCAGGUAAAUGCUGAAAGGCACAACAUGUGGGUGAAAGUUGCACAUCUCACUAACGAGAAAUACGUCGGCUUGCUCAGUCCACUAGGUGUUGAACAGACGAAGAAAUUGUUCUCCAACUGCAAACGUCGACGCCGCAUGAGGCUUGGGAAAAGCAGUGAAGAUUCACCGCUGGCAUCUUUAUCGGGAACUUCUGUUUCUGUGUCGCCCGAUGGAAAUAAUGUGGAGCAGAAUAUCUCGACCGAUACAAUGCCUUCACUGGACAGUUAUUUGACGUCCAAUGAAACUUCGCCACGCCCAAGCCUCCAAAGUUUGGUACACGAUUUGGAUCUCACCGUUGAGAUAAAAGAGUUGCGUCGUCAGCUAGCUGAACGCGAUGCUGAAGUGGCUCGGCUGAAGCGUACAAUCGUAGAGGUGCGUCAAACAGAAGCAUUCAAUUUUUUUACCUGUAUUGUAUUGUUAUGA
Molecule: messenger RNA, 969 nt
Organism: Cooperia oncophora
Lineage: Eukaryota; Metazoa; Nematoda; Chromadorea; Rhabditida; Trichostrongylidae
Source: the annotation of a GenBank genome assembly